AUGAAAAAAAAGAAGAAAAAUUCUAUAGGACUCUGCAACUGUUCAUUUGAUGAAUUUCAAGAGGGCGUCGAGUUUAUUAAAGAAACCGAUUCUAUAUUAGAUGACGAUAUUUUUCUUAUAUUAAAGCGCGUUUGUUCUUUUCUGUUUUAUUGUGUUAAGAAUAACAAAUUUGAUAGUUUAUUAAAUUAUGAUAAGCUAAAAAAAAUAUGUAAUAAAAGAUCUAAAAGAGAACCUAUUCAAUAUAAGGACAGGAAAGAUGAAUAUAUAGAUGAUGAAAAAUAUUCAAGUAGUAUUAAAGACAAAGAUGAUAAUAUAAAUGAAACUCAUGUAUAUUUUAGUGAGAAGAAUAUAUAUAUAAAUGAUAAUAUUUAUAAUAUAUGCUCAAAAGAUGAAGGGGUUACCUCCAUAUUACAAGAUGAAAAUAAGAACAUGAAAAAUUUUAUUGAACAUGAAAAAGAAAUGAAAAAAAAAAAAAAAUUUAGUCAUAAAGAUUUAAUUAUAAUUAAAAAUAUAAAUAGAUUACUCUUAAAUAAAAUAAUAGAUAAUUAUGUAGGAUAUUCAUGGUUAUGUUUAAUUAUUCUGGAAUAUCUUAAUGUAUUAGAUUCCUACAUAAAGUAUCAAGAAGACAUAACUAAAUUAAAAAAGAAAGAAAAUGAAAAAAAUGAUCAUACUCUUCUAAUAAAUGAAGAAGAAGAAAAAAAACAGCAAGAAAAAGAUCAUUACGAUAUUUUUUCUAAAAAGGAAUUGUCAUAUAUUAUAAAAGAAUUAGAAAAACAAAAAGAAUCCAAGCAACAAAUUUUUAAUAAAUAUAUAUCAAAAAAUAAAAAAAGUGAUGAUAAUAAUAAUGAUGUGCCUCUUUAUUUAUAUGAGACAAAAGAAAAAAAAGAAAAAAAAGAAAAACAAAUAAAUAUACAAAGAAGUAAAUAUACCAAUUAUCUAUUUUGUUAUUAUGACAAUUUUAUUCAUAGUGAUAAACAUGUAGUAGAUAAAAAUGAAAAUGAAAAAAUUAUAUAUUUGAAUGAUUAUGAUAAUGAUUGUUACAAGUGGAUAUUUGACGAAUCUAAAAGCCAUGAUGAAGACGAACAAGAAGAUAAUCAAGAAGAUAAUCAAGAAGAUAAAAAUUAUAAUAAUCCAUAUGACAAACAACAACAAAUGAAUAAUAAUAAAACUUUUGAUGAACUUAAAGUUAUAGAACAAAAAUCUUAUGAGGACAUUCCUAAUUAUAAUAACAACCAUUAUUUCAAUGAUGAAAAGAAUUAUUAUGAUCAUAUAAACAAAAAAAAAAUUAUAUAUACACAUGAAUAUAACCAAGGUAUAUAUAAUGAACACACUCCUUUGAAUAAGAAUAAAAGAAAACUUUCAAAUGAAUCUCAAGAGGGAUAUAAAAAUAUUUAUAAGAAGAAGAAAAAAACAGUGUCAUGGGGAAUGCUUGAAAAUGUACUUGAUAAUAAACAAGAUGGAUAUUAUGAUGAAAAUGGUAAUAUAAUAAAAAGAAAGAAUUUAAAAACAAAGAAAAAAAAAUUUAAAGAAUUAGAAAGUAUGAUGAAAAAGGAAUAUAAAAAAAAAAAGAAUAAAAAAUAUAGAAAAGAAAAAAAAAAAAAAAAAAAACAAAAAACAAAUAAAUAUAAUAAUAACAAUGAACAUUAUCAUUAUUUAUAUAAGGCUCUAUGUGAUUUCCUGUCAACUAAAUAUAAAACAAAUAAACUAUUAAAAUACAUGGAUGAAAAUAGAGAUAUGUAUUCAUGGAAACCACCUUCAUUUUAUUGGAAAAUAUUAAAGAAUCAAUAUGUAGUAAAAGAAAUAUUAAAACUAUAUGAAGAACGCUAUUUAGAUCCGUUUUUGUCAUGUUUAUAUGAAGAUUUUAUGAAUAAAUUUUAUUUUGAUGAUAAUGAAAAAGAAAAUACUAAUAAUAUUACAACUUAUACCAGUAAUUUUAAUAUCUUUACUUUAAGAAUAAGUGAAGAGAUACAAAAGUUUUUAUUAUUAAAAGAACCAGAAGAAGAAGAAGAUAUUUUAAAUAUUUGUAAGAAUAUUUGUGUAAGUGAAAAUUCUUAUAUAUAUGCACAACUUAUAUUAGAAUAUAUUUAUAGGAAUAAUAAUGAUAAUAGUAUGAGAAGAUUGUCUCAAUAUUUAUGUUUGUAUAUAUUAUAUAAAGAUAUUAAUAUAUAUAAUAUAUGUAAUAAUUAUUUUUCAAAUGUUAUAGAGAAUGAAAUAAGUAUAUCCUAUUUAAUAUUUAAAAUUAAUAAUUUACAUAAUUAUCAUAGUUUAUAUAAUAUUUUUAAAAAUAUAUAUAUGAUAAGAAAUAAAGGAUGUAUGCAUAUUAAUAAUACCGAUAUUAUUAAUCUAUAUAAUUCUAUAUUGAGAGUAUUAAAGGUAUUCAAUGGGCAAAAAUUGCUGCUUUUUGAUUCUACUUAUAUGUUUGAUGAUAUGAAUAGAAAGGAUAGAAUAAUGAGUAGGGAAGAAAAGGGGCAACAAAAUAAUAGUAUUUAUUAUAAAAAAAAUGGUUAUGAUAAAGUAUCAGAAAUUAAUAGUUGUGGCGAUAUUUAUGAUGAUAUUAAUGAUGAUAUUAAUGAUGAUAUUAAUAAUGAUAUUAAUAAUAAUAUUAAUAAUAAUAUUAAUAAUAAUAUUAAUGAUGAUGACCAUUCGAAUGAUUUGUUGUCGUUUAAUGAGAGCAGCUUCUUGAAUUAUCCAUCAAAUUUUUCUGAUGAAAACAGAAGUACUUUAGAGGAAUAUACAAGAAGAUGUUCCAUAAAUAAAAUAAAUCAAUAUGAUAGACAUAAAGUUAAGAACAUAUCAACUUAUACGGAUGAAAAUAAUGAUAAUAUAGAUGAUAAGCAAAAUAAUGACAAUAAGGAUUUAAAAAAUAGUGAACAGGAUUAUUUGGAAGGUGAUCUAACAAGUGAUCUAUAUGAAUAUACUGAAGAAAAGGUAAUAAAUAAAUUACAUAUGGACACAUCACAUACAGAUAAAUCAUUUAUAGAUUUUGAAAGUGUGAAUUUCAGUGAUAAUAAAAUAAAAAGUGCUGUGAGUGAAUUUUUAUUACCUUCAGCAUCACAAUAUGGAAGAGACAAUUAUAAUUAUGAUAAGGAAUUUUUAAGAAUAAAUAUAUAUGCUGAAAAGAUUCCUCUGAUACAUAUGAGAGAUAUUAUAUUUAUUAAUAAUUUAAUAAAUAUAUUUGUAAACAAUAAUGAUUUAUUUUCUAAUAAUAUGUAUAAAGUCUAUGGAAAGGUUCUCAUAUUUUUAACUACAUAUUCUCCAUAUGAAUAUGUGUAUAAUCAAUAUUACUCUUCCUUUUUUGAAAAGAAAAAGAAGAAAAAUGCUUCUAAAAAGUAUUCUACUUCAUUUUUUGAUAUUUAUGAUGAUAGAAUGGUAGUUGGCACAAAAGACAAGAAGAUAAAGAAGAAGAAGAAGAAGAAAAAAAAAAAAAAAAAGAUGAAAAAGAAGAAGAUUAUUAAUAAUAAUAAUAAUAUUAUAGUUGAGGAUGAUGAAUAUAUGGAUAAUAUAAAUUAUAACAAUGCAAAUAAUAACCAUCAGUCAUAUGAAAAAUCAAAUGAAAGUAGUUUUUCUAACCGAACAAAUAAUGAAGAAGACAAAAAAACAGAUAGUAUAUUAAACGUCAAAAAUAGUAAUGAUGAUAAUUAUACAAUAAAAACAAUAACACCAGAAAAAAAGAUCGAAAAUAAUUCUGUUGAUAAAUUUGAUAAUGAUAUAAUAACAAAUGGAAAAGAUAAUGUAACCAGUUUAAAUGAUAAUAUAAGAGAUGAAGAAAAGACAAAUUCAAAUAGUAUUAGUAACAAUAAGUUUUUAGUAGAAAAUGAUAUGAAUGAAGAUAAGGAGAGGAACAUGAAAGAGUAUGAUUAUAAUAAUAAAAAUAAUUCCAAAACAAUAUGUUCAAUUAAAAAUACUAUAGAUAGAAAUAAAAAGGAAGAAGAAUGUCCUAAAAAUAUUGAUGAUCUUUUUGAAAUAAAAACAGAAGUUAAAUCAUGUAAUGAAAUAAAAAGUAGUGUAUUUCUUAAUAUUAAAAGUAAACAAAAAUUAAAAACUAAUAAAAUAAAUAAAAAAAAAAAAUAUUAUUUUUAUAAAUUAUUCCAUAAAUUUAGAAUGUCAUAUAAUAAUUUUAUUAAAUAUACACAAAAUGAAAUUUUCCAUAUUUAUCAAAUAAUACAUGGAAAUUAUUCAGAUGUACAAAAAGAUAAAAUGUUAAUAAGAAAAAUUAAUAGUAAUUUAGCAGCAUCUAUUAUUUAUAAAUAUAUUUAUAAUAAUAUUUAUGAAUAUAUUAAUAACUCAAAAAUUAAUUUAAUAUAUCCUAAAUUUAUUCUUUUAAAAUAUAUUGUCGAUAAAUAUCCUCAAAAGAGAUAUUUAACUCUACACUUUUUAAAGGAACUAUAUAUAUUUAUCAUUGAAAAGGAAAAGGCCUUAGAGGAAUAUGCAGAAUUAAGGGGCAAUAUAGUUUUAUUUAUUGUAUAUAUGAUAAGAUAUGAGAAUAUGUUUUGUUAUGUAGUAAAUAUUAUUAAAACGAUGAUAUAUGUUUUGGAUAAAUCACUCAUAAGAUUAUUCAUAAUGAAAACCCUAACAUAUUGUGCCCCACCUUAUGAUUUAAUGUUUUGUCAAUGUCUUUUAAAUUUUAUUUAUUCAGUCUUAAAAAAAGAAGGUAUAUAUUACAAAGACGAAUUUAAAAAAAUAAUAAAUAAAUUCCUGGAUGAAGUUGCUAAUAUGCAUCAAAUGUAUCAGAGCUCCAAAACGAAAGAGCUCUUCAUUUUAAGUAAUUAUAUUAGGGACCAUAUGAUCCAAUCAGAAAAGGAGACACAACCAUGUUAA
This is a messenger RNA of Plasmodium adleri (nom. inval.), 4818 nucleotides long. RefSeq names its product conserved Plasmodium protein, unknown function. Gene Ontology annotation, biological process: negative regulation of transcription elongation by RNA polymerase II. Bases 1 to 4818 code for a protein of 1605 amino acids. Gene Ontology annotation, cellular component: nucleus; NELF complex. The record is from RefSeq and is a predicted model, not a curated record. NCBI's taxonomy places the organism in Eukaryota, Apicomplexa, Aconoidasida, Haemosporida, Plasmodiidae. The transcript has 6 exons. Gene Ontology annotation, molecular function: RNA binding.